AUGGCUGUCAAACAAAAAGUAGUAGAAUGUGUGCCCCCAACCAAAGAAGCCCGCCUCCAAAUGAUCCUCAGAGCCCUACAGAGCAUCUCUGCACAAGAUGGCCUCCAAGACAAAAUAUGGGUCCACAUAGUCAAAAGUUUAGGCACAGUCCCUGUACCCACAGAUGCCCUAGCCUACAUGAAAUUCAUAGAGGACAUACAAGAAGUGCAGAACAUCUUAGCCAAAGAGUGUUCAGACCAGAAAAGGAUUUUCAUAGCUCUGAAGGCACUGUAUGAUGAGAUAUCCAACCCUGAUCCCAAUAAGCAACUGUCUCCUGCUAUGUCUAUAGUUUUGCAACUGAUAGAUGAAAGUAAUAUACCCAAUGCUGUCAAGUACAUCCUCAAUGCUGGAUAUCCAGAUCAGAACCUAGAAAGAGCUCUGUUCACUCUAUGCACCUGGCUGAUCAAGUGUGCUUGGGCUGGAAAUUUGGGACCCUUGGUGUUGGCCUUCAUGAAAGGUUUGGAAGUGGACCAGCACCAUGAUAUCCUAGUGGAAGUAACUUUGGCUACCAUAGAGCCUCUGUUCAAGCUUGUGAUGUUCCCAAAGAUACGUGAAAGUGUGGGACCUGUCAUUCUUUACAUGCUCUCCAAAAGCCAGCAUAACCCACAAGUUUUCCACAAAAUAGUGCCCUUAGCUAAGACAGUUUGUGAGAAGCUGGAUAAGGAGCGCAGUGGGUCUAGUUUGAAGUUCCUGCAAGACAUUGUUGAUCUUUUUAUAGCUCUGAUGGAGCACUUUCCUGGUUAUCCUGAGCUCUACGAACCUCUGAAUGAAGUUUUGCAGCCUUACUGUGCGAAUUCUGACUACAAGCAGGUGUUAGGGUGCAAAUCGUGGAGUGACAGCAGCAGUUCCAACAUAGCCAGCAAAUUUUCUGUUGAAAAAGUGGGUUUGAACAAUUUGGGAAACACUUGCUACAUGAACAGUGUGAUUCAGGCUUUGUUUAUGACGAAAACUUUCAGAAAUGAAGUGCUGUUUUUCAACAGGAAUAUGUCCCAGUUGUUUUCGAAAUUGCAGGAGUUGUUUGUGCUGCUGCAGUUUUCCAAGAGGUCUUCUCUGUCCCCACAUGACAUUUUGAAUUUGUCUAGGCCUCCUGGGUUCUUGUUGGGACACCAGCAUGACAGUUCUGAGUUUUUAGGGUAUUUGCUGGACACUUUGCAUGAGCAAGAGAAGAAUUUCUGUAGUGGGGAAAAUUCAGAAGAUGAGGGGGCGGUUGCCCUGUCCCCCACAGUGGUCCAGCAAUCCUUCGGCGGCCGCGCUGUCACCGUGUCCAGGUGCGGCGAAUGCGGCACCAAAUCGGAACGCGCGGACGAAUUCCGCGAGCUGCAGCUCUCCUUUCCCAACCACUCCGACGACCAAUCGGUGCAAGGACUGCUCGACUACUAUCUGCAGCCCGAGAAGCUGUCCGGCGACAACCAGUACCAUUGCGACGUAUGCGGCCGAUUGACGGACGGCGAGCGGAUAGCGAGGGUGGUGGAACCGCCGGCGAGGCUGAUUUUGACUUUGAAACACUUCAGAUACGACCCGACCUCCCAUCAACGCACCAAACUCGCCCAACCCGUCAAACUCGACGAGCAUCUGCGCCUCGACGCGCACCGCUACGACCUCUACUCGGCCGUCGUCCACUGCGGCUCUAGCGUCGACUCCGGCCAUUACUACACCUUCGCCAAGGACACCGCCAGCUGGUUCAAAUUCAACGACGGUUACGUCACCAGAAGCACCCCCGACGACCUUGGACGCUUGAAGUUCCCGGAAACGGCGUACAUUUUGUUCUACAGUCGGCAGGACGUGAUCGAACCCGAGGAUUUGCCGCCUGACUUGCUUCCUGCGCAUGUGCAGUUUGUGCUGUCCAAGGACUUGAGUGCUUUCGAGGCGGAAAAGCGUCAUCAGUCGCUGAAGCUUUACGGAGCUAAGCAGAAUAGGGACGAUGAUCCUCCUCCUCCUGGUUGCGGUGGGGGUGGGUUUUCCUCCACCUCGGGGAAUAUGUUUGUGUGCUAGUCGGGCUACGAUGCGCGAAAACUCUGGUGUGAAUCUAGGAGGUGCUGUCUGUCGGAAACUUGUUGCUUGUCUGCCUGAAUCUGUCUAGGGUCAUGCUUUUCAUUUGUCAAACGUCAAACUUGUGAUUCGCUGGGUGAUAAGGCAAUAAACUGAGUUGUUGACAAACAGGGGAAUGUUUAUUGUUCUGAACUUAAACAAACAUAUCGGAGAUAAGGAAACCAGUAUUUCAUACCAGAAUUGAGUUGUUGUCAUC
Molecule: messenger RNA, 2284 nt
Organism: Phaedon cochleariae (mustard beetle)
Lineage: Eukaryota; Metazoa; Arthropoda; Insecta; Coleoptera; Chrysomelidae
Source: the annotation of a GenBank genome assembly